GCUUCUAAAAAAUAUUUUUGCCUCAUUUUUGUGCAGCUAUAGUAGAGUUAGAGUAUUUUAGGCAAAAGACUGCCAUCAGAGAGACUGUGCAACGUGUCUCCACUGGACUACGAAAAAACAAUGCUUCUGUAGACAUUUGAUUGAGGAUAUCCUUUAGAGACUGGAUUAUUUUCCUUCACACUUUCCUGAUUGUUGUGGGCUAAUGAGUGAAAGUGAGCAGUUCCCAAAGAGGUCCUCCAGACUGGAUUAUCAGAAAUACUUUAAAACAACACUCUGGAAUAUACACUAAAGAAUGAUGUGCCUUUUUCAACUGAAUUUCUGUGUAUUAAUCAAAAUCAUUUAAAAAAAAAAGAAAAUGCUGAGAAGAAAAACCAUUCAUGUAGCUCUUUGGGUAGCAUGUGGAAUAUUGAGUACCGUGGUGGUAGACACAAAGGAAUGUAGCAUUAAAGUUGUGAAGGCCAUUUCUACCACAGACUCAAUAUGCAUCACGCUGGACAACGAAGAUGUGAAAUGCCAAUACACAGUUUCUGUCAGGGACCGACACAAUGAUUCAAAAGACUGUCAUCAAGACCAGGAACAUUUCACACAUUUUGAGUGCAAAACUGAGAAUUUAGAUCCUGGAACGUGGCAUCAGCUCGAUAUAAUAUCAAAAGUGGAUGAAAAACAACAGACUCAACACACUGUCUCCCUGCCAACUAGACCUUCAGCAGUGGAAAAUCUCUGGGUUUCUGGGGACACAAACAGCUUGGAAGUUUCAUGGCAGCCUGGUCCAGGCAAAACAGAGCAAUAUCAGAUCAAGCUUAUAGACAGCAGAGGCAUUGGUUCUAUCUGGAACACAACAGUUGUUAGCACAGCAACCUCGUAUACAAUAAAAGGGCUGAUUCCUGGCCGACUCUACAAUGUCACUGUCAUUACAGAGGUUGGAGAGCUUCAGAAUUCAGCGUCUAGACAAGCACAAACAGUACCAGCUGCUGUUUCUAACCUCAGAGUGGAGAACAAUGGUGACCAGAACACCCUCAGAGUUCUGUGGGAUAAAGCCUCUGGUGAUGUGGACAGUUACCUUGUCAGUCUGACAUUACCUGGUUCAAACUCUAUUGAAAAAGCCUUGUCCCCUAAUAGUACAGAUGUGGUGUUUGACAGUUUGAGUCCUGGAAAGACCUACCAAGUAUCAGUCAGCACCAGGAGUGGAACACUUUCUAAUAAGACAAGGAUCACAGUAAAAACUGAACCAGGGAAGGUGUCAGAUCUGGUGAUGGAGAACCUGUCUGAUCGUGGUGCCCUAAAGAUCACCUGGACACCCCCUUCCGGAGAAUGGGAACACAUCCGUGUGGUGCUUUCAAAUGGAAGUGAAAUCCUUGCUAACCAAACUGUGGACAGAACGGCAAAGCAAACACUCUUGUCAUGGCUAAAUCUGCAUCCUGGCAAAGUGUACAGCGUGGCGGUCAGUGUAGAGAAUGGAGGCCUGGCUAAUACGGUCUAUUACGAGGAGGAAAUAGGUCUUCUGCCAGUAUCUCAACUGCACAUUCGUCAUUCAGACGAGACCUCCCUAAGCGCUCUGUGGGUUCACGCCUCUGGCUCAUCAUCCCGCGAUGGCUACAUCGUACAGCUUUUCCAAAGCAACACAUCUACAGCUAUUCAGACACGAACCUUGAGCCGUGGUAUGAGAGAGUGCACCUUUAAUGUCCUCACGCCUGGUCGCCUGUAUGACAUUACUGUAACCACUACCACGAAGAACCUGCGUAGUUCUGCUACAGUAAUGGGAAGAACAUUACCUUUAAAGGUGAAUCAUCUGAAGCUAAGUAACAAGGGGAAAUCAGAUAGUCUGAGUGCAAGCUGGGAGAAACCAUCUGGAGAUCUGGAUUUCUACAACUUAGUGCUGUUACGAGUUGGAUACACGGUGGACAACAUUUCUGUUUCAGCAAACACAACCUCCACCCUGCUUCCCUUCCUCAGACCCGGUGCUUUAUACAAAUUGCUGGUUACCACUGUCAGCGGAUCACAGACCUCCAAACUAGCUGAGGCUGAAUGUCGUACAGUGCCCGCUGCUGUUUCUGACAUAACCGUCACUAACAGUGGUCCAGAUUUUCUGAAUGUGUUGUGGAAGGCAGCAGAAGGAGAUGUGGACUAUUACAUGGUGAUGCUAAAGGACCAGGAGAAGAUUGUACACACACUCACUGCGUCUAAAGCAACCGCAGAGUCUGUGUUCAGGAGUCUGGUUUCUGGCCGACUGUACACCAUCUCCAUUACCACACACAGCGGCAGUUACAGGAACCAAACACUUGUACAGGAGAGAACGCAGCCAUCCACCGUCCAGAACCCCGCCUCCAUCCACUCAGCCAGAGAUGACUUUCUAAAGGUUUACUGGAAUCACGCAUCUGGGGAUUAUGACUUUUAUGAAGUGGCGAUCGAGUAUAACAGCACACGUCUUCAAAGUCAGAAGCUCAAUAGGACACAAAGUGAAUGUGAGUUCAAUGAUCUGAUUCCAGGAUGUCUCUACACUGUGACCAUCAGCACCUGGAGUGGCCAGUACAACUCGACUGUCUCUAUACAUGGCCGAACAUUUCCGGGUGCUGUGGGUAAUUUGUCCCUAACAGAGUAUGGAACCAGUUUUCUGAGAGUGAACUGGGCAUCUGCACCAGGAGAUGUCGAUAACUAUGAGGUUCAGAUUCUCUUCAAUGACACACAGGUGUCACCAGCUGUGAAUCUGAGCAGUACGGUUAGGGAACACAUGUUCUCCACGCUCACACCAGGUCGGCUUUACAAGAUCGUGCUGUCUACUCACAGCGGGUCAUACCAGCGUGCAGAGAUCUUUGAGGGCCACACAGUACCCAGUCAGGUUCGGAGUGUUCGUCUCAGUGCUGGCACCACAGACAGCAGUCUCAGAGCCUCUUGGUCCUCUGGUGAUGGAGACUUGGACUUUUGCUCAGUGUAUCUGUUUCAUGAGACACAUGUCCUGGACAUCAGACAUGUUCCUAAACACAUCACACAGACAGAAUUUCACAACCUGGUACCUGGUCAAAUGUACUCAGUAACUGUGCAGUCGGUCAGUGGAACGCAGACGAAUAACAGUACAACUAGUGGCAGAACAGACCCCUCCACAGUCACCAACCUGCGGGUAGAUAAUGAACUCAGCACACACAAUCUGUUAGUGAGCUGGACGGCAGCUGUGGGUGUUUGUGAUGGAUACAGUCUACAGUUACUAGAUGAGAGUGACCAAGUUAUCGCCAGCGCUUCUGUACACUUCUCCGUUACUAACAACCACCACCUGUUUAAAAAUUUAACUCCAGGAAGGUGGUACACAGCACACAUUCAGACACUCAGUGGCACUGCCAAAAGCAAGGACAUCACUGCCGACGGACAAACAUGUCCAGCAGCAGUGACCGGGCUAUACAUAUGCUCCAACAUGAGCACUGAACUUUCGUUCUGCUGGGCUGCACCGGAGGGAUGGGUGGACAGGCUUGAUCUGUAUCUGUACGAUCAGGUUGAGCAAAUACAGUCCCACAGGACACUGGGAGAAGAUUCUCUGGGCUGGUCCUUCACACACCUGCUGCCGGGGACGCUGUAUAAGAUGAUGAUCAUCAGCAGGAGUGGGAAGCUGAGUAGUCAGUCAUCUAUAUGGGCACGUACAGCUCCUGCCUCUGUAAUAAAACUCCAUGCUGAGAAUCAGGGUCAAAUGGACAGUCUUCUUCUGAGCUGGAUGCGUGGUCCUGGAGGACUUACUGGAUAUUCAGUCACUGUAGAUGGCUUUGAACAGCGGUUGGGUCCAGAGAGCACACAGGUGGUCUUCCAUGGGCUGGUUGCUGGUCGGCUUUAUUCUGUUACCCUUCAGAGCUGGAGUGAAGAUCUGACCAACACUACGACUGCAGUAGGGCGUACAGUUCCUGCACCGCCAUCAUCGGUGUCUGUCAGCAGUUCUACCGGCUCAGUGGAGAUAAAGUGGCAUGUCCCAGUUUCAGGAGACUAUGAUGAUUUUGAAGUGACAUGGUUUCCUCAGGACACACUUCAUGUUUCUGUUCUUCAUCCCACUUGGCGUACACUGGAAGGACUUUGUCCAGGGCGGCUCUAUAAUAUCAGCCUUCUGACUGUCAGUGGGACGAAACAUGGUCCUGUGACCUACAGCAGUCCUGUUUACCACACAAUCAGAGUCCCUCCACAUCCAACUCAAAACAUCCACUGUUUUCCCCUGAGCUCCACCUCUGUCUCCUGCUCCUGGGCACACCCAGAGUCUGAUUACGACUCUUAUGUUGUGGAAUGCUGCAAACAAGGGUCCAGGAUGCCAGUGUACACCUACACACUGGGACAUGAUGCUCUCUCGCAGCAUUUUGACAGGCUGGAACCCUUUAGAAACUACACCAUCUAUAUCACAGUGAUGUCUGGAGACAAGCAGAGUCCAACCACAAAAACCAGCGUUAUCACUAUGAUCGACAGGCCCCCUGUUCCACCGGUGACAGUACGGGUCAGUGAGCAGUCCACGAUCAUCAACCAUUUCACCAUCCUGUUUAAGUUCAACUGCAGCUGGUUCAGUGAUGCUAAUGGAGCUAUUCGUUUCUUCACAGUAAUUGUCACUGAGUCAAACGAUGUUGAUAAUAUCCUCCCAGAGCAAAGACAUCCUUUGCCAUCUUAUCUAGACUACAGACAAAACCGCUCCAUCAAAGCAUACCAGACCGGCUACUUUCAUAGCCUGUGUGCCAAGGGAUCUGACAGCAAGAUCCGUGUUUUUGAGAUAAACCUCGGAGCAGGGAUGAAACGUCUAGGGGGAGCUUGCAAAUGGGAUCCAGAAUCUAUCCAACAUGGAACGCAUUUCUGUGAUGGGCCGCUCAGACCCAGAACCUCAUAUCGAUUAAGUGUCCGUGCCUUCACUCAGUUGUUUGAUGAAGAGAACAAAGAAUGUGCGCAUCCCCUUUACACCAACACUUACCUUUCCCUCCCAUUAUUAACUCAAUCAGCACCACGAAAUGGCCUCACAGGAGGAAUCACCGCUGCUACGUUUCUAGUCGCCAUGAUGCUCGCUCUGACUGCCUUACUCAUUUACAGAAAGAGGGCUCACAAAAUAGCCGUGCAGGAAAGUCCAGUGAUGAAAAUGUGCAUGUGGAAGGCGCUGCCUACCUCACAGAUGUGCUCAGGCAUAAGAAGCCCAGUCCAAGCAGCCCAGUUUGAGUCUCAUCUUGCUAAACUUCAAGCUGAUUGCAGUUACCUUCUAUCUGAAGAGUUUGAGGGCCUAAAGGACGUGGGACGGACCCAAACUCAGAAUGCUGCACGUCUACCUGGGAACCGAAGCAAAAAUCGCUACAACAAUAUACUGCCCUACGACUCAACGCGGGUAAGACUGUCUUACUUGGAGGAUGACCCCUGUUCAGACUACAUCAAUGCUAACUGCAUACCUGUCUUUUUUCAGGAGGGUCAGUUGAGAUACCCCAGGAUGGUGCGUCAGUUCCAUUACACCAUUUGGCCAGAUCACGGUGUACCGGAAACAACCCAAUCACUCGUUCAGUUUGUGCGAACAGUCAGAGAUUACAUUGACAGGACAACCAGUCCUGGAGUCACUGUAGUACACUGCAGUGCUGGUGUGGGCCGAACUGGCACUUUCAUUGUGCUGGAUCGUGUUUUACAGCAACUUGACAGGAACUGCACAGUGGACAUUUAUGGAUGCGUGUUUGAUCUACGCCUGCAUCGCUCAUACAUGGUACAAACUGAGUCUCAGUAUGCUUAUAUCCAUCAGUGUGUGCGGGAUGUUUUGAGGGCUCGUAAACUUCACUGUCAAGGAGAUAACCCUCUUUUCCCCAUCUACAACAACUUGUUAUAAAGGUAAGUAUGUGUUUGUUUCACUUAGACUUAUAUAUCCAUAUU
Sinocyclocheilus grahami is the source of this 5847-nucleotide messenger RNA. RefSeq names its product receptor-type tyrosine-protein phosphatase beta-like. Gene Ontology annotation, biological process: peptidyl-tyrosine dephosphorylation involved in inactivation of protein kinase activity; angiogenesis. Gene Ontology annotation, cellular component: signaling receptor complex. The transcript is spliced from 27 exons. NCBI's taxonomy places the organism in Eukaryota, Metazoa, Chordata, Actinopteri, Cypriniformes, Cyprinidae. The record is from RefSeq and is a predicted model, not a curated record. The coding region runs from base 356 to 5803 and encodes 1815 amino acids. Gene Ontology annotation, molecular function: protein tyrosine phosphatase activity; cadherin binding.